Messenger RNA from Hordeum vulgare subsp. vulgare (domesticated barley), 764 nucleotides. RefSeq lists its product as uncharacterized. The transcript is spliced from 3 exons. Lineage: Eukaryota; Viridiplantae; Streptophyta; Magnoliopsida; Poales; Poaceae. Bases 89 to 664 code for a protein of 191 amino acids. The record is from RefSeq and is a predicted model, not a curated record.
GCAGGCUUGCGACAUUAUAUUCCUGUUCUUCUAGAAGGCAUUAUUUCUAUGAAUUUAUUACAUAAUUCGUAAGGUAGUAUACGCUUACAUGGGGCUUCUCUGUUGCUUUUAUCAGUCGGGCUUUCUUGAAAUGACAGCAAAUUUGUACUUCUUUGGAUAUAUAUCACUACCUGCUCCCACUGGGAAUAACUUACUAAAUGAGUCGAUGUUAGAGUGGAGCAGAUCAAGUUGUUGUUUUUAUGCUACUUCCAGAGUUGAUGAAGAUCUAUUUUCUGAACUUCAGAGCCAUAACUGGAGAGUUAUUGCUGUAGGUUGGGCUUUUGCUGAUUCAGUUCUGCACCGGCUGGCACCUCUCUGGAUUGGGGCACGAGGGCUUGAAUUUACUUGGGAGUACAUAUUCCAAGGACUUGAAGCAAAUGCCAAUCUUGUGAUGACCCUCUCCCUUGCUGCAUUAGGAUCCUUGAUGUGGCUGAGGAAGAAGAAACCUAGGACUUUAACUCCAAUAAUUUAUGCAUGUGCUCUACUUCUGGCAACAAUGCCAUCUAUCACCAGGUUAUCCCACUAUCACGCUGCAGUAACCCUCAAAGGGAAUAAUUAUCAUGCUCCAACAUAUGUGAUAUUCUUAUUUCCUUUUUUUAAGAAACAGUUCUUGGUUAUGAUGUAGCAAGUAGAUGUCGAUGAAUCUAGCAGGAUUCGCGUUGAUGUAUGCACAAAAUUUAAGUAGAAGUGACAUUCAAUUUUUAACUAUAUAAGUUUGUUCAUGG